AAUAGACUGCAGCGUUUACCAAAAGACAUUUUCAAAAAUCUGACUACUUUGGAGGAACUGUAAGUAUUAAAGCAUCCUUCGAUUUAUUAUACCUGCUUGCAUUCCCAUAAGCACACAACUGUGAAAGUAAUCCACUUGAGAUUUCCAAGGGAGGUCUCUGUUUUGCAUUUUGAUAAAUUUGAGUUUGCUCUUUAAAUAAUUUCACGUAUUCCAAUGUUUUACACAGUAAACACCAAAAAAUACCAAACAAUUAAAAACUAGACAAAUAUACUUCACCCACACUCGUGACGUUACUAAUACACGCAACCCAGAACAUUUUUCCUUUAUUUACAUAUCAGAUAAUAUAAUGCAGAUAUACGGCGACAGAAUCGUGUACUAUUAAAUAUGAUCCGUAUUGCCCCAUUUCAUAGUUUGGCUCCCAAACUUAUUGUCUGAUUUAGCAAUCAUUGUCACGAUUAGGGUCUACAACAUGCCCUUACUUGUGCUAAAUCUAUUGCUUGCAGUGGGCGUAAGCAUGUUUUUCGAACUCUUACUUAUAUACCAUUUUUGGCUAUUUUGCUGAGGUUCCUUAAUAGUAAACAUGUUCAAAUUCUUCAGCGAUUUUUCUGGCAACGUGAUUAAAGAGCUUCACAAUGAGACGUUCAUGAAUUUGCGGUCACUCUUACGACUGUAAGUAUUAAAUUGGCUUCCUUUUGUAUUUUUCUCACAGUAUUUACCUCUGUAAGACUACAAUAGCUAGGACGGGUAUUCCAGUAGGGAAUAUUAUUGCAGAUAAAGGUGCAUUUACAAAAAGUUUAUAUCCAGGAUGGAAAGUCGAAAAUGCAACAUUAUUUCUUCGGUCAUUCUACUGGAAAAUUUCCGGGAGAAAAUGAGACUUCUCCCUCUUCCUCAAACGUUUUCCUAGUAAAUCGGAAUGAUUUAUGCAAAUGAAAUAAAUUUACCAGUCCUACAAGGGUUUCGUUAAGUGUUUUGUUCGAUUUUCGUGUUCUUGUUACUAAUAAUAGUUAUUAUGUUUUGUACUGAGCUUGUGAGCAGUUUUUGGUUAAGUUUUCUUAUAUGGUAUGACUACUGUUUUGGAUAUUAUGUAGUGUAUUAUUUUCCAGCUGCUAGUUUUUGUAUAGUUUUGAUGCCUAGAAUUCGUCCUGAGCAACAAAGAAAAUGUAAAUUUUAAAAUUCUUUUACCUAAUGUUCGUGGAAUAAGAUCGCUUAAAAAAAGAAAAGCUUUUUUUUUUCGCUAAAUAAACAGAGAGCAGACAUCCAUAUUCUACAGGAAAGCGAUCUUUUCCAGACGCUUGUGGAAGAAAUAUGUCCAAAAUAAUAAACCUGGCAGCCGGAUUCAUAGGCGUAUUGACCUUCUAAAUAUCAAACAAAUAGGCUUUUAACGAAUCUUUGAUUUGUCAUGACAUAUUUAUUAAUAUUUUCUUUCGUUAGUACCCUUUUUGCGCUAAUUCGUUUAGUGUGAUAAGUGAUAAUUGGUAUUAGUAACUAUCAUUGUCUAUAAUUUGUAAAAUAAUUUCAUUUUUUUUAUCAUUAUUAUUAUUUUUAUGCCUCUUUCUUUCUUGAGUGUAGUUUAGGUGUAUGGUUAUUGUAGCAGAGUUAACGGGACAGUUAUUUAAACGGAGUUUAGCCGGUGUUUAACAAAACUGCGUUCUAACCCUGCGUUCUAACAACAAUUUAAUACCGAUAUGAUCAGUAAUUUAAGUUAUUGUUGCGUGCCUGCUGCCCGUCAGGAAAACCCUCAUUUAUCUUUGAGGGAAACCUGAACCCUCCCGAAAGCAGAGCCAGACACUUAACAUGAACGUAGAUAAAAGUAAAUUACUAGACCAGAAUUAUUGUGGAGAAAAGGGGUAAGGGAUGAAGUACCCCAAAAUGGACCGCAGGUCACUUAUCUCUACAUACUGGUGUAAUAAUCCGAAAUCUACAAGGGGAGAGGUGAUAACCCCCCAGGAUAGUUAGAGGUGAUAAUCCCCUGUACGGGGUGAUAAUCCCCAGGGAAGUGAGAGGUGAUAAUCCUCUCUAGGGGGUGAUAAUCCCCCAGGAUAGUGAGAGGCGAUAGUCCUCUCUAGGAGGUGAUAAUCCCCAAGAUUGUGAGUGGAGGUGAUAAUCCCCCUUGGGUACUGGAGAGGUGGAAAGACCUCACUAAAUGUCUAUGGGGCAAAGGGUGACCUGUAUGGGAGCACUUCAUCCCCACCAAAUACCCCAAAGGGGUAUUCCCUAUAGACGAAAAACAGGAAUUGUAGGGCUAUUUUCAGAGUCAAAUGUCACUUGAAACAAUGAUCACAUCAUACUAAUUAGAAUGAGCAAAUGCCCCUCGAGUAGUUAUCAGCUGAGGAUUUAACUAGAAACAGCAACAAGUUUGUCAGGAGCCUAAGACCUCCUCCACAGCAGAUGAGGAGACAGAUGAGGAGAUAUGAAAUGACAAAGAGCAAAACAAAGGAUCAGUCUGUAAAUUAAGCACAAUCAACGGACCAACAAUUAUCCAUAAUUUACACAAACUGGAUGCAACUGGUGUAUCUAUCAAGUGUGCCGGAUACUGAGAUGUGAUAACCCAGUCCAUAUUGAGAAAAUUUCUUUCAUCUUUAUCGAUAAAUCAGAAUGCAUAUGCUAAUGAUUGUUGUUUGUAAGCUACUAAAAAUAACUGUAUCAUUUAUGGUUUUAACUCAGUUAUUGAAACAGUGACAACAAUACAUGGUGUAAGGCAAGGAGUUGGGAACGAACUUUAUGCAACAUCAUGCAUACUCUUUAGGGCUGCAAUCACACCCGGAAAAAGGUCUUUACUCCUUUCCAGGGUUACCAAUCCCCUGAGAAAGGUCCUUGGUAGAUUUAGAGGAGUUGCAAUCCUCCACUCGACUCUCUUUUUGGGAUAACAAUUCCCUGGGAGAGGCCCUUAGUCCUUUAAGGCAGUUUUAGAUCAAAGGAACAGAGCAAAUAAGAAGGCUCAGAUUGUAAUUUGAUUGCAAGUAACAACUAAUAGUUACGCACUGAAAAAAUAGACACUGCCUUGAUGAAAAUCGCGCACUGAUCAAAUGGGCAUGCGAAUCCAAAUGUGGGAAUGCUUUAGAAAUUACAUUAUUUCCUACCUUAAAGACACCCUCAAAUCAAAUAAAUCACUCACUUUAUACCUCUAUCUUUAGCAUGAUAUUGAGUUGGGGAAAUACAAUGCACACCCAAACAGAGGAACUGAAGUCCAAACAGCACAACAUAAAUGCAUACAUUGCAUAUUUUUAGCCAUAAUGGAGAACGAAGUGCACCCUACUACAAACUUCAAAAGAUACUCGACAUAGAUAACAUGUUAAAACUUAAUAUCUCACGAAUCUCACACAAUGAACCAUAAUCCCUGAAGUGUUUUAAAGAUACCUCAUAAAGGUGUCUGAUAUUAACUCAUAUGAUACCAGAUAUGCUAGAAAUCCAUGGAAAUAUUCUAUUAGAUGUGACUAAACAUUUGAAACUGAAAUUCAAUCCAUUAUUUGAAAAACCUCGAAGACCUAAUCUUCACAGAUUUGAUAAAUUUGUGAUUUGGGGCGCCAAGUCCUUCUUCCUACAGUUAGUGAACUCAAAAAUAACUUUCCAUUUCUCGAAGCGUUUAGUACAGUCACAUGUACAAUAUUGCAAAAAACAGAUGUCGUGGCAGGCACAAUAUAAUAAAGAAUAUUAAGUUAACUAUCGAUAAACCAGAAAAAUACCGCACCUGAAUCAUGGGAGAGCAACUCUGAUCCCAAAGAGACACACUGGCCCAAGAUGAUUUCCUGCUGAAGAACCUUGACUGUGAAGUGCCAGCCACGAGAGUCGAAACGCCCAAAGUGAGGGUACAGCCAGAGGUUAUCAAAAGCUUACGACGAGGAGAAAGCAGCGACAUUCAAGAGGAGGGUUAUUAUAGGCCCAUGUUCCAAGGACGGAGUUUAACCGAGACCGGUGCAACAUCUCUUCGUGGAAGUUCAGUCCAGAAAACUCGAACGCGAAAAGCUUGUAUUCAGUUCGACGAUCAAGUUUGCCCUACCUAAACGGUGAUCUAGUCGAUACAGCUUAGCAAAAUUCCAAUUCUUGAAGGAAAAUCAAGGCUAGAAGUAACAAGCAUUUUGUUCCACGAAGCGAAGAAUAUGAAGUGCUGUUUUGUUGAGCUGGGCGCGAAAAUAUAAGCAUCAACUCUUCAUGUGAUAGCUGGCAUCUAACUGGCUGAGCAAAUAAUUAGUAUGAAAGGGGUCACAUGCAGGAAGUAACCGCUGAAAGGAAGUGAACUGGUUCGAUUACUGGUAAAGGCGGGUCUAUGGUUGUCACAUUAACUUUAAUUUAUCCUGUUGUAUAAAUUAGCUUUUGUCUUCUUAAAAUAACUCAUUGAUGAAGAUAUCUGGAGGACAACAGAUUUCUUAAACCGCGGUUUAAGUAUGACUUCGUUUAACCUGAGAUCAGGCUCUAUUUUCGUUUCGCUUUGUAAAUAACAUUCCGGAGGGCAUGGCGAAACGAAAAAAGAGCCUGAUACAAACCUUCUACGAAACGUCUACCCCCCACUUUUUUGAUUGAUUGACAUUUGCCGAAUCAGCCAACCAAAAUUACUUCCGUUGCUUGUUUUUCUAGUAUGCAAAAUUUUCACUCGUGGGAAAAAUGCAGACUGGCUGACUUAAAAAAUAGCUUUUCUCUGUUAAUUUUUUAGCUAAACUAAAACAGUCAGCACAAUCACAUUUAACUUCUUGCGAGAUUAAGGGAGAUCUCGAAGGUUAUUUCUGUUGGCGUUGAAGGUAAAAAGUUUUCGAAAAGACGGCGACACGAUGUUCUACUAGUGUUAUUAUUUUGGCUAGGCGCGCUCGAAUUUAAAAUACUGAAAUUUCUAUUUUUCCGUUGCCUUAAUAUUUUCCUCAGCAAUUUCCCCCGAUUUUCAGAACAUAAAUCUUUAAAAACAAAAGCAAACAGCCAACGAGCGAGGACACCAGUUUUCCUGGUUUAUUUUUUACAAAAAGCGAAGGUAAACAACCAGUCUGUUAACACUCCUUGAACAGCGAUGCGAUAUUUUUCGUCUAACACUUCACAGUUGGCGAUUGAGGUUUCUUUCGCGGUGCGAAACCGCUUGCGUACCCCGUUCAGAGAAGUCAUUCCCGGCUAAACUUUCAACUGAAACCAGUUUUAAGAUGGACAGUAUUUUGAUUUGCACCCGUUUGUUGGUAAAUCAAAAGGCACCUUGUUAGCGGUCAACAACUUGCAGAGGGAUUUAACUCCGCGAUACACUCACUUUCCGCAAAAAAAGCAAAUCCAGAGAAGAUAUGAACAACCAUAUGAAUUUUCUGAAUUUCCAUGGCACAUAUUAAGGCAUAUUUUCCUACCAUAAGACCAUAAAACAAUAACAAAGACAGCAAAAUCGAUCCUUCUCUCCGCCGACGACGAAUCAUUCACGAAAACAACCACACGAGGAAUAAGCGCUUUCCAAUUCCGGCGUUUCCGACAGCCAGUCAGAUCUUGUGGCAUUGUUCUAACAUCCAAUCAGCGUUACGCCAAAAAUCUGGCCGUACCGAGCACAAACGUGAGAGAGUUUGUAUCAGGCCCAAUUUCAGCGGUAGCCGUUAGGGAGAAUGUAUGAGAACCGCUCAAAUUGGACCUGAUCUCAGGUUAGACUUCGUUUAAAUAAUCGACCCAACGUGUUGAAAUUCCAUUUAAAAAAGGUUUUGUCAUACAAAUCCCCAUUCAAUAAAAUACGAAAAAACAAGGUAGUUGAGGUAACCCGCCUGUCAAUAUAAUCUCUCAUUUUAAUGUGAUCUUAUUUUUUUUCGGAGUUUAAUUUAUGCGCUCUUUUAAUUACAUGGUUUGGGAGCUUCAUGUUAUUCUGUGAUUCCAAUUUAAUUAAUUUGCCUAUCAGUAAGGAACGGGGUUUAUGUUUUUGCUAGGCAGUUGUUUUUGAUCACCCUUUAGUGAUUUUUAUAUUGCUCAUUUUGGUUUGUUGUUUUUUAAAAGGAAUUUAGGCUCUAAUAGACUGCAGCGUUUACCAAAAGACAUUUUCAAAUAUCUGACUACUUUGGAGGAACUGUAAGUAUUAAAGCAUCUUUCGAUUUAUUAUACCUACUCGCAAUCCCACCAGCACACAACUGAGAAUUUAGAAAGAAAUCCACUUAAGAUUUCCAAAACCGGUCUCUCUUGAAUUUGAUUUUUAAAUAAUUUCAUGUAUUCCAAUAUUUAUUUGCACGGUAAACACCAAAACAUACAAAGCAGUUUAAAACUUGACAUAUAUACAUCACACACACUCGUUACAUACUGAUACACACACCCCAGAACAUUUUUCCUGUAUUUACAUAUAAAUUAAUAUAAUGUAGACAAUGCGGCGACAGAAUCGUGUACUAAUAUGAUCUGUAUUGCCCCAUUUCAUAUUGUGGGUCACAAAUUUAUCUUCUCAUUUAGUAAUCAUUGCCGCGAUUAGGGUCUACAGCAUAUCCUUACCUGUGCUAAAUCUAUUACUUGCAGUGGGUGUAAGCAUGUUUUUCCAACUUGACUUAGGCCCAGUUCAUACGUCGUGCUUCUGCCGUGCCGAACCUAAUUAAUAUUGGGUUCGACAGAAGCACGGCACAAGCACGACUUCAGACGUCGUGUCAGAGUCUAACUUAAUUCAGGAGUCGCACAGUAGUCAGUACAGCGGUAAGCGGUGACGAAAAUGGCACCGCACCGUAACCUCCAGCGUAAAUUACUACUUGUAAAACUCUUACAAAACUCGAGGAGGAGAAGAAAAGAAAUGCAGCAGAAAAUUGUUUUCCUUUUGACCGUCAGCCGAAUGUUAUUCUUAGAAGUUUUUUUUCUCUCUGCUCUUCUUAUUUCUUCCGAGAAAACCACUGCUGAUCGAUCAUGUCGACGGCUUCCCCGUAACAAGGGAUGGUUAGAAGAAGUAUGGAACACAUACAUUGAUCAAAGGUUCAAGAAAACGUUUCGUGUACCAAAAUCCACCUUUAACUUUAUCCUUGGUCGUAUACAACACGAUUGCGAUGACACUGACUCAACAUUGCCGAUCGCUUCCUCGUCUUUCUCUUCAUCUUAUUCUUUAUAGCCAGCUAGUGGAAUAUUUUCGUCAAAAGGUAGUUCGUCUUCUGAUGAAUUAUCGGACUCUGCAGCACUGCAAACCAAGGAGGAAGGAGCAUGCAAACUUGCACGGGAAGCCGCCAUUAUUUGUUUUAAACCAUUCUCGACCCCGGCCCAGUGCUUACGCUUCUGAUUCCUGGCCGUCAUGCGCAGAGGAGCUCUGGGGUAAUAAACAGAGUCAAUGCGCGUGCUCAUUGAAGGACAUUUUUCCUCGAAGCUACUCGCGGGACUCGCAAGAUAACAAUUCCCGAGAAAAAUACAUUUCUGAAAUUUAUGCCUUUAGUUCGACACGGCAUAAGCACGACGUCUGAAUCGCUGCCGUGCCAGAGUCGUGUAGCACGGCAGACCCUGUCGAACUUAAUUGUUCUGCCGCACUAAAUUAAAAACUUUGAUUCAGACGUCGUGCUUCUGCCGUGCUUAUGUCGAACUUAAUUCAAGAAUUAAGUUCGCCACGGCAGAAGCACGACGUAUCAACUGGGCCUUACUUAUAUGCCAUUUUUUGCUAUUUUGGUGAGGUCCCUUAAUGAUGAACAUUUUCUAAUUGUUUAGAAAUUUUUCUGGCAACGUGAUUAAAGAGCUUCACAAUGAGACAUUCAUGAAUUUGCGAUCACUCUUACGACUGUAAGUAUUAAAUUGGCUUCCUUAGCUUCCAAUGAUUUGGAAUUUUCCUCACAGUAUUAACUCUGUAAGACUAGCUAGGAAAGGUAUUUCAGUAGGGAAUCUUAUUGCAGAUAAUGGCACAUUUACAAAAAAAUUAUAUUCAGGACGGAAGGUGAAAAAUGCAACAUUACUUCUUUGCGUCAUUCUACUGGAAAAUUUCCUGGAGAAAAUGAGACUUCAUGUCCCUCUUCUUCAAACGUUUUCUUAGUAAAUAGGAAUGAUUUAUGCAUAUGAAAAACCUCUGUUCCUGAACUAAAUUUACUAGUCCUAAAAAGGUUUCGUUAAGUGUUUUGCUCGAUUUUCGUGGUCUUGUUACUAAUAAUAGUUAUUAUGUUUUGUACUGAGCUUGUGAGCAGUUUUUGGUUAAGUUUUCUUAGGGGGAUGGUAUGACCACUGUUUUGCAUAUUAUGAAGUGCAUUAUUUUCCAGCUACCAGUUUUUGUACAGUUUUGAUGACUGGUAUUCGUCCUGAGCAACAAAGAAAAUGUAAAUUUUUAAAUUCUUUCACUUAAUGUUCGUGGAAUUAGAUCGCUUGAAAAAAGAAAAGCCCUUUUUAUUUCGUUAAAUAAACGGAUAGCAGACAUCAUUUUUCUACAGGAAAGCGCUCUUUUUAAGACGCUUGUGGAAGAAGUAAUUCCCUAAUAUAAUCCUGGCAGCCGGAUUUCAAAAGCGUAUUGACCUUCUAAAUAUCAAGCAAAUAGCCUUUUAAAGAAUCUUUGAUUUGUCACACCAUUUGAGUUUUGUUUUCGUUAAUACCCUUUUUUCGAUAAUUCAUUUAGUGUGAUAAGUGAUAAUAGUCAUCAGUAAGUAUUAUAGUCUGUGAUUUGGGCUAUAAUUUUAUUUUUAUUUGUUAUUAUUUUCUUCUGCUUCUUUCUUUCUUGAAUCUAGUUAAGGUGUAUAGUUAUUCUAUUAGAGUUAAUGUCGGUAAAUUCCUUGUAAAAAAAAUUUUGUUAUAAUCAUCCCCAUUUAAUAAAAUACAAAAAGAAGGUAGGUGAGGGAACCCGCCUGUCCAUAUAAUCUCUCAUUUUAAUUUGAUGAUAUUUACAUGAUAAGUGGGGUGACCCGCCACCUGUUACGUCACCUACAUGUAUCUGGGAUCCCGUCAGCUCCAUGUAAACAGACCCUUAAUUAAUGGACGUUUAGUUAAUACAUCAAUUUUUCAACUGGCUAUUUUCUUGUCUAGGUAUUUGUCUGCAAAUAAAAUCAAAAUAUUACCGACUGGCAUAUUUCAUGGACCAAAUCUGCUAAAAGAACUGUAAGUUUUACCUUCUUUGUAUAAAUUCCAAUUUAAGAAAUUUCUAAUUCAACCUAGCCAUCGUAUUGUCAGUUGUCGAAAAAUUGUCGCUCAUGUUUUUAUGAAGCACUUAGUGAGUGAAACAGGUUAUGUUAGUUUUUAAAGUUUCACGGUUAAAAUUUUUUUCUUAACUUUGCUUAAGGGGUUGAACGUUAAAUUCCAAUAAGCAGAUUUUGAGAUAUCGCCGUUUGUUUACAUUGCCUGUAUAUGAAAGUCAUCAAACCAAGUACUCUCACAUUAUUCCUUAAGUGCGCAUGCUCAACAAUUGUGCGUUCGCUUAAACUACGCGAUAUAACAAAAGGGGCAAAAACAAAACUGACAUUUCUGGGCCCCCUUCUGGGCUAUUUCAGCUUGCCCUCCAAUUUAUUCUUGAAAAGCUACAAAUGUUCAAUGUUUAAAUUAAUUUUGCUGUCUAUUCCAAGCGAAAUCCUGACAUUUAUCAGUCCGAGAAAAAAAUAGUGUUUUGCUUAAGCUAUUUUUUAGUGUUAUGUAAGCUUUUUCGAGGUACUUUUUGGCUGCAUUUCACUCAACUUAUAAAAAUUUCUAGACUAAAAUGACACUGGUUUGAAACUUCAUGGGGUCAGAUGUCAUGUCACUUUUAAUUUGGACUCGGUGAAACUGCUUCUAGGGACCACUAACUUAUUGCCCAGCGUCAGAUAAAGGCUUUUAAUCUGCCUUUGAAUGAUUUUUCAUUGUUUAAAAUUGCCAAGUAGUAGAAUGAGUUGAAUUUUUUGCUUACCCGGUUUUCAAAAAUCCAGGUAUAUUUCAGUAUUACUUUUGAAAUUUGCAGAGGCCUGUUUGUGUCAAAGGGAGGUUAGGGGAAGGAAAAGGAAAGCGCGCGAGUCACGAUUAGGCUUAGCCACAAGUUGCUCCGGAACUUUUCGCCAACUUUUAAAAUUCUCGGCAACUUUUUGUUUUUAGCAUUUUUAACUUUAUUUUUUACUUUUGGCAACAUUUAUUAGCUUUCGAAAGAAAAGUCAGCUACAUUGAACUGGUUUAUUCUACUGUUUGAGUGUGUGGACUCCAGCACUGGCCCAAUUACCAAUGCCAGCUUGGUGUUGCACGCCUGUCCAUGAGGUCAGCGGUAUCACAUGACACGUUUUUCAAGAUGGCGGACAACAUUGUCAGUGAUUAAGAUUCCAGCUGGGAAGAGCGUGCAGAUGAAGGCCCGAUUAAUCCUAUUUACCGAAGAGGCUAAAGUAGCUGGAGAAAGAAAAAUCCAGACAAAUCCGGCGGUUAAAAACCGCAAUAAAACCAGCUUCAAGUGCAAACAAGUAAAAAAAAAAGGAACUAUUCGGCAACUUUUUCGAAAUUCAUCAACUUUUCGGCAACUUUAAAAAUAAAAUAACAACUUUUUAGCAGCUUUUGUACACUUUUAUCGGCAACUUUUUGGGAAUUCAGCGGCAAGUUGUGGCUAAGCCUUGUUUUGAUGGGAAGGGGAAAGAGAGAAAUUACUUCUCUUCCCAUCGUCCCCGUUUUCUUUCUACUCUUCGAUUACUUCUAUUUUUAUUGGGAUACUCAGCGGGAGCCUCUGCCAAAGAGAGAGAAAUAAUAGCAAUAAAACCGUCCUCAGGCGAAAAAGUAUGUCUCUUUACCAUUAAAAAAGUCGCGAAUUAAUACUGUUUCCUAUCAUCAGUCGAUUGCAGGAGAACGCAUUUGAGGCUAUUGAUUCUAACGCAUUUCACACAAUGGCGUCCUUGAAAAAGCUGUUAGUUAUCUCAUAUGUUUAAAAUUAUUUUGAAAAAGAGCAAGAAUAGAAAAACUGCGUCGUACGUUAACUUAGCCUGUCUGAGAAAGAAAAUAUUGUUACAAAGAAAUUUCAAUUAUCUAAGAUGCCGCUUACACGGGUCCGGACAAAUCUUUGAACGAACGACUUUUUUACCUGUUCAACCUGUUUAUUCGGAACCGUUUCCACUUCAAAAAAUUGGUUCUGCGGGCCUCGUGUAAACGAAAGGCGGAUCCGUGCAAUUUUUUCCCGUUCAAAAACUGUCCGGAUCUGUGUAAACGGCAUCUAAACCUAUUGCGUUUUGGCCGUUCUUGUUGCCGUCCUCGUUGCUUAAGCUCCCUAUAAAUAUUGUCGGAAAUCCUACGCGGUAAGAUUGCGGAAAAAAGAUAAUUUCGUUUGAAAAAUAAUAAUGCCCUACUACUAUGAAGGAACCGUCUGAAUGUAAAUCAAGAAUUAGGAAAACGUUUGUAAGGCACUCUUUGAGCGGAAAAAGUAAAGUUAUGACCAAAUUACAAACGAUUGGCAGCUUUCUUGUUUAUCAUGCUUGAGACAACGUGGGUUCACGCGAUCCUUCUUCAGAGAUUACGAUUUCGUUAUGGCUUUUCCAACCUAGUUCUUCAGUGGUUCACUUCUUAUCUUGUUGACCGUCCUCAACGCUUAGUGUUGGACAAGUUUUCUUCCCAGCCUCGUCUUUUAUGUUGUGGAGUCCCUCAAGGCUCCGUUUUAAGACCGAUGUUAUUUUCUCUAUAUAUUUCUCCACUGGAGGAUGUAAUUACGGCUAACGGCUCAAAUGCAAUGAUGUACGCCGAAGAUUCUCAGCUUUACAUUAUUAAGAGACAAAGCAAUCGUGCUACAGCAUUAGACGAUCUUACGCUUUGUAUCCAAGAUAUCACGUUCUGGAAUGUCUCUAACAUGCUUAAAUGUAACCCAAAGAAGACUGAAAUCAUUCACUUCUCCUCGCAUUCUUCACCGGCCGAAUCAAUUCCUUCUAUCAAGGUUGGAGAUUGUCCAAUUUCUCUGAGUAAUUAGGUCAAGAACCUUGGGGUUACAGUACAGCCUUCUCACUUUUAAAACUUACAUUAAUAACAAUUUUUGCUCCGCCUCACGUUCUAUUCAUCUCAUCGGAAAAACAUUAGGAAGCUUCUAUUUAGAUCUGCUACGGAACGUCUUAUUCACGCAUUUGUUUCUUCAAAACUGGAUUACUGCAACAGCACUCUUCACGGACUACCCUCCUAUAAGGUAGAGAAUUAUAGAAACUACAACGGUUGCAAAAUAUAGCCGCAAGGCUAACUGAUAUAGCAAAAGAGUCGGCUCACAUCACUUUAAUCUUAAAGAGUUUGCACUGGCUCCCACUAAAACAAAAGAAUUAAUUUUAAGAUUCUGUUGGUCACUUGCAAAAUCCUCCAUGGCUUUGCUCCAACCUAUUCAGAUGAGCUGCUUUUUAACUACACGCCUCACCGUUUACUACGGUCAAGCAGCUUUAACCUGCUGUCUAUUCCAAAGACUGGUUAUGGCGACAGAUCCUUCUCAAUCAUUGCACCAAAGCUUUGGAAUGACCUACCCAUUAGAAUCAAACAGUGCUCCGCACUUGACUCUUUUAAAUUGAGAUUAAAAACUUUUCUUUUUAACCGUGUUUAUUGUUAGAUUAGGUAAAUAAUUUUUUAAAAAGCAUUGAGACUUCCAUGCGUUAUAAAAUGCGUUUUUAAGCACCUUGUUAUUAUUAUUACUAUUUUAUUAUCUCUUUUAUCACAGUCUUUGCUGGUGUUCUUUUUGUGCAUCAGCCGGGCGAAAUACAUGCACCUAGAGCGUCAGUCACUCAAGUCAAUCAUUCUGUUCAUACACUGAGCACCUUUCUGAGGAUUCGCGCAGAUCCCAGCAUGCAGAUCUUUUGAAUCUCUGUCAUUGUAGCUCUCUCUGAUACUUUCUUGAUGUUUUCUACCAUACCCUUCUUCACUGAACCAAGCGCACGAACAACCACAGGGAUCACUACGGUUUUCAUAUGCCACAUUCUCUGUACGUCUAGUUCUAGUUCUUUGUACUUGCUUUUAUUUUCAGUUUCCUUCAGUGCGAUAUUUCUAUCUGAUGGAACAGUCAUGUCAAUCAGUUUGCAGGUGAAGUUCACUGAAACUUUAACGAUGAUGUCUGGUCUGUUCGCUGUUAUAGUCCUAUCAGUAUUGACUAGCAUGUCCCACAUGAUGGUGAUGUUGUUAUCUUUAUUGUGCAUCACGGUCUCUGGCUCCUGUUCGUACCAUUUGUCUGUAAUCUCUAUAUCAUGAUCUUUACAGACGCUCCUAUGGAGAUAUGCUGCAGCAUUAUUGUGCCUGCAGAUGUACACUGUUUUGGCCAAUACCUCACAUCCAGAUACAAUAUGGUCCACUGUCUCUUCAUGUUGCGAACACAUUCUGCAUUUGUUCUCCACUUGCUGGCCAUAUAAUAUAUAGAUUUAGCCAGGGCUAAAAGCGAAGCUCCUAUUAAGUCGAAUUUAUAAUUUAAAUCAAACAAUAAACUUGCAAUUGUAUUUUACAAAUCAGUUAACUUUGGAGCACAUUCAUGUGACUUUUGAGGGAAAGGCUAAGUGACUUUACAGAAAAAUAAUUUGCAAACAGUCCAAGCUAAGAGUGAACUUAAUCUUACAUCGAGUUGAUAGCCUUAUAUGUACACCCAAAAAAUAGCAAUCAUCUUCGAUCACAUUCAAGAGCCAUAAAAAUGGCUCUUGAUCACAGAAGAUUAGGCCUGUAAAACAACUUCUCGGAAAACAAAUCAGGCCCAAUUUUUUGCGUUCGACAAGUUUACAAUUUAUUUUACAAAAUCUUGCUAACAAGUCUGGGGACGUGCAAACCAACCUUUUAUACUUUUUAUACAUCAUCUGAGCCGAAACAGUACCAUGAGGCACUGUUUUUAUCAUACAGACCUCGGACAGAUCACAGUUUUGCAAUACAAAUUGUACUCAUUCAACAUUCAGGUCGAUCGAAGCGCGCGUGGGCUUUUACCGAAACCGUUAAAAAAAUUUCUAAAAUCACCUAUAGGGCUUGCCGGUUCUCACUUUUGACAAGCGCCAAAGUCGACUGUUUAAAUCAAGAUUAAUAGAGUAAUACGCUUUAACAUGAUAAAAAAUUUAUCAUGUUUAUUUCUUUACUUAACGGCUUUAUAACUAUGUGUAAUCUUCAAAAGCGUUUGAUACACGCGGCAUUUUGACUACUCCUGCAAGCGAUGUUCGUGAGCGACUGAAAACAACCGGCACAGCGAUUAAAAUUGCAAAAGAGACUACUAACAAUCAAUAAAAGGAUAAUAAUUCGGUGAAACAUAUACAGAGACAACAAUUUUCAUUCACGAAGACAAGUAAAAAGUGUCUCUGAAAAUCCUUGUUUAUGUUUUAAGCCGGCUUCCCGGCGUUUGCUUUUUUCAAAGAUGAACUCGAGGCAAGAAAAUCGCUCAAAGCUUUCUUUUACAGCCAGAAUUAUAGCUAAAUAUUCUUUGGAACGUUUUCUUUCUAUUUGCAGUGAGAAAAUGUCUAAAGGCUUUUUAAAGUUCUAUAAGCUUAUAAUCAAACCUGAUACUCGGUCAAUCGAACAUUGUCUCAAAUCUUACAAACGCAAACGUGCAUAAACUAAAUAGCCGCAUAAACUACGCCCGACUUCAUUAAAUUAGAUAUAAAAAACAAACAUCAAAUACAAUAAUUACUCAGGCUUACCAUUCGAGAUGCUCUGAAAACUAUCAAGUAAGGCCAGAAUCGCUUCAGACUUUUCAACCCUUUUACGCAUCAAGCAAGGUGAAAAACGAAAACGAUGCCAUCCGAAAUCGAAUUUCCGACUUUGACAAGCAACGUAUUUCUCAACCAAAAACCCAAUAAACAAACUAGCUAUGAAUAACAGAAGACUCUUGCUAGCAGCAGAAUUUCAUUUUGCACAUCCAGCGGAGAAAGACAGUUAAAAACAUCACAAGUUGACACAAAACUCUGUCAGCUUCAGCUGUCAAAGUAAACAAGUUUCAAGAUGCUGCAUAAAUUUUCCGCAUGAACUCACCUGUCAAAUUUUGACCAAUCAGAGGAUAAAAAUUGGACGUAGAGCGUGACCAACGCGUGACCUUGGUGAGAAAAGUCAAAAGCAACUGGCAUGUCUUCCCUGCCUGUAAAAACUGGCUGAAUGUUAGCUUCCGAGGUCAGACACAUAUAAAACACAACAUAUUUCAUAUAAAUUAAAAAAAAUUAAACUUGAGCCUGCGAUCAUUUGAAAACUAGUAACUUGUCAGCGGAUAACUUCAAAAAGAUACUCGACCUAGAUGGGUCGACACCUGAGCCCGCAAUACGGUCAGGUGAUACUGGUCAGCGGAUACCCUGUUUUGACAGCUGUCAAUUGAUCACAACAUUGAUGUAGCACAGGAAGACUGAUAUUGCACACAUAUUGUACCAAACUAGCUAGAGAGUGUGAGAUUGAACAUUGGUUUUCCUGUGGUGCGGACGGACGGGCGGGCUGCGGGCGGUGUACGGUCACGUGAUUACCAAAUUUUCUCGGAUGGGUAGAUUUACUUACCCAUGGUGCUCCGCAGGCGCACUUCGCGCGCCAGAGCUCCGCUAUUACUUUCUGGUAGUUUCUGGUAUUUAUUGCCUGGUCUUAAGCUGCUACAAGUAGUCCCUCUGUUUCUCCUUUCAAAUUUUUUGACAACCAUUUAUUGGUGGUGACUGUGUCUACAUGAGGCUUCUCUAGGAUCUUUGGAUACUGGCCAUGCAAUGCUUUGUUUUUCCACUUUUCUUCUUUCAUUGACUUCAUCUUGGACUUAAACACGUGUUUCAGGGCUUUAGCAUUUUCAGAGGCAGAUUUAUCUUCUCUGUUCUCAAUCUCUGGCAUUGUUACUUCCCUUUUGAAUUUAGUAGCAUUCUUGGAUUUUGAUUUUUGGCUUUAGAUCUUUCAUGUUCAAGCACCUGCUUUGGGUAUUGCCUUUCUUUGUGCUUCAGAUAGUGAUCAAGCCCUAUUGUUGCUGUUUUGAAUGCCGUUUCUACAUCAAUCAGGCCCCUACCUCCAUCUUUUCUUGGGAUGUACAGCCUUUCCACAUCUGCUUUAGGAUGUAACAUCUUGUGCAUGUUCAAUAGUUUGCGUGUUUGUGUGUCAAUCUUCUUCAUUUCUGCGAUUUUCCAGUCAAUGAUGCCAAAGCUAUAUUGCACAACUGGGACUGCAAGACUAUUGAUAGCUUCUAUUUUGUUUCUUCCAUUGAGCUCAGUUCUUAGGAUUAAUCUUACUCUCCUAUUAUAUUCUUUUCUUAUCUUCUCUUUCAUUUUGCUAUGUUGGAUACCAUCACUUUCAUCUACACCCAGGUAUUUGUAUACUCCUUCCUGGUCCAACUCUUGUAUUUGUGUGUCAUCAUCUAUUACUAUGUUUCCUGUUGAGGCCAGUUUACCUUUCUUGAAACUGGCUUUGGCACAUUUAUCAAGUCCAAAUUUCAUACCAAUAUCAUCACUGAAUUGUUUCACUAUUUUCAGUUCUGCAACUUGUUCUUGCUCGUUCUUGCUAUACAAUUUUAGAUCAUCCACAUAAAACAGAUUGCUGAUUGGAGCACUUGUGUUUAAGAUCUUGUAACCAUACCCAGAUGUAGCCAGCUCUGAUGUUAAAGGCACAAGGGCUAGACAAAAUAGCAGAGGUGAGAAUGAAUCUCCUUGACAGAUCACUCUUUUGAUCUUGAUCUGAUCUGUUGUGAUACAUCAAUCAUUGUGAGAUAGCUUCAUCGUAGUUUUCCAGUUGCUCAUUGAGGUUCUCAUGAACUUGAUUAGUUUUUUAUGAAAUCUGUACAUCUGUAAGGUCUUCAGUAUCCAACUGUGAGGAACACUAUCAUAGGCUUUUCUGUAGUCUAUCUAAGUCAUACUCAAGUUCUUUUUCUUCUUUUUGCAGUCUUCUAUGAUCAUUUUAUUUAUUAGGAGCUGAUCUUUGCAUCCAUAUGAAUCCCUGAGACAACCUCUCUUUUCCUCCGGCAAUAUAUCAUUCUUUGUGACAUGGGUGUAGCUUCUUUCGGUUAAAAUCGAUGUGAGCACCUUUUAGGAUGUUGAUAAGCAGGCAAUUGGUCUAUAGUUUUUGGGGUUCUCUGUGUCUUUGUUCUUUGGUAGUAAAUAUGUUUGUGCUGUUCUAUUGGUUGGUUAUAUGCAUUCAGUAGGUGUUGAUGUAGUGCUGUGAGUUGCUUUAGCCAGAAGUUAGGAACUGCAUCAGGGCCAGGUGACUUCCAGUUGCUUGCUUUCUUUAAAACAGUCUCCAACUCAUCUUGGCUUAUGUCCUCCCAUGGUUGGCAUUCUGUAUCAGCAUAUUUCUGCUCCUCCCUCUUUAUCCACUCUGCUGAAUGGUUGUGCUCUCUAUCGUUCUCCAAGAUGUUACGCCAAAAUGUUUCUGUUGCUUCUUUCUUAGGUGGUUUUUCAACUGAUAUCUGGUCUUUACCAAGGUUUCUGAAGAACUUUUUUCUAUCGUUUGCAAACAUCUGGUUUUGACUGAAUUGUUUACUUCUCUUUACAUAUCUCCUGAUUCUUUGGGCUUUUGCUUGAAUUUUCAUUUUAAGGGAUUCUCUUACUGUUUGCAGUUCUUGAUUUGUUGUUAUUUUGUAUUUCUUUUUAAUUCUUUGUUUUUUCUUGGAGAUCUGUUGGCUUUCACCUUUCUGUGCCAUGUCCGUUAGUACCGACAGAUCAGCUCUCAUUCUUUUAAUCUGAUUCUCUAUUCUUGUCCUCCAUUUUGGUUGUUGCCGUUUAUUGCUCUUUGUCUUUGGGAGUUUUGGCGUUUUACCCAUCUUUUCAGAUAUGACAUACGCAGUGACAUAUUGUAACAAAUUGAUGUUAUUGAGGUUGGGUGUCUCUUCCGCUUAUUACCAAUUGAAUUGCUUGGUUUGCUUGUUUGAUCAACAGCUUAGCUUUUCUGUUCACUGAUAUCUUGGGUAGAGGGGGCCUCUCUGCCAUCCUGAUGUUUUCGCAUUCAGCUCUUGCCCUCUUAAUUUCUUUAACUAGGUCUUCGAUCUUACUAUUAUUAUUAUUGUUAUUAUUAUUAUUUUUUUUAUCAUUGUUAUUAUUAUUAUUAUUAUUAUUAUUACUAUUAUUAUUAUUAUUAUUUUUUAUCAUUAUUAUUAUUAUUAUUAUUAUUAUUAUUAUUAUUAUUAUUAUUAUUAUUAUUAUUAUUUUAAGAAGUGAUACCGGUAAAAGUAAAUGAUAAUAAUUUUACACUAUGUAAAGCUUCGAGUUUAAGCCUUAAAAUAAUUUGAUCAAAAAGGGUUAGCUUUUAAGUCUUUCUUCGGUACGUGCCGCAUAUUAGGGACUUUAAGAUAGGUCACUACGGUACGCUGGAACGGUUGGAUGCGUAUACGGGCGGCCUGGGGCCAUGACGGUAAGAAGUCGCCAAAAUUUUCAAUUUAAGAUCGGACAACAAAACAGAGGACGGUGAAGUCAUGUGCGAAACGUGCUUGUCAUUUCUUUCGCAGAAGGCUCAAUUACUGAAGAAGAGCUUCUUAUUUAAUACGAAGAAUACCAAUCAGAAGAAUAAGGGUACAAAUUAAAGCUAGCUAGCUAGUUUUCAAAACUAUAGUCGAUGUUUUUAUUUGAACUUUCCUUUCCUAAGCCAACACCUUUUGAGUUAAAGAAAUCUUUUCUUGAUAAAAAAUGCAGUUUUAAGUUAUAAAAAGACGGCUACAAUCAUCACUGUUAGGCCCAGUUGAAACGUCGAACUUCUCAUGUGCCGAAACUAAAGCACAAAUUACUAAAAUUUAUUUUCACUUGUUUAAAGCAUUCUAGACCAUUGAACAUCGUGAAAAUGAAUCUAGUUCGACUACACUUUAAGUUCGACGUCUGAGUCAACCUCGAACCAUUUGGGUCGACCUAAACAGGUGUUAAGUUCGGUACAUGAAAAGAUGAACGUUUGAACUGGGCCUUACCUUUCUUUUCUCUGCCAUGGCGGACGACACUGGGUAGGAAACAAGCAGUCGCCAUGCGGCCGCGAGCUAAGUUAUGAAUGAACUCAGACAUUUUCGCUUUUUUUUUCAUUUCACCGAUAGGUAAAUCAAUGUAAACACAAGCCAACGCGUAUUUAACCCAGUGGCUACGCAGUUUUAGAAGAAAAGUGACAAUAAGUAUGCAUGAACUCUUAUCGGUUUCACCGUUGUCUUCACGACGAGAAACCCGACGAAAACAUACCGUCCCGGAAGGACGACGGUAAAAGGUCACGCGUUUUUUGCGUGACGUGACAUCUAUCUAACCGUCCCAGGCGACCGUAGUGACCUAUCUUAAAGUCCCUAUUUGUUCGACGAGGUCACGGUUCGAGGUUGUCCGCUAUAGUGAGAAGUGAUUCCAUUUGCUUUUAUUGAAAUGGAUGGAUGAAAAUUGAUCGCUCUUUUUGAUAUACAAAUCAUGUGAAAGAGAAAGUAAAACCAACUAUUACAGCUGAUUCUUAAGUCGCGGCACAAGCCGAUUUAUAAAAUGGAUUUAUAAAGAGAGAUACGAAUUGCUCUUACUGAAAAGAAUACAACAACUUAAUAACAGCCUGCAAACCAAAAAGCUGAAACUUAUGUCAUGUUAGGCCCCUUUCAAACGUGGAAUUUCUUAUGAGUGCCGAGCACCUAUUUUAGUCAAUGAAAGUAAUUAAAUACGGCAGUUGAUUCAGACGUCGGAUAUGAUGGUGCCGAAUUUAACUCCGUUUGUUGUAAAUAUUCCCAGUCUCUAAAAACAUUUGUUAUCCAAUGUUGAUAAGGGUUUCUAUAGUUAAUGCAUUAUAUUCAGCACAUGUGAAAUGCGACUUCUAAAUCAAAUGUUGAACCUAAGUCGAAUUUUCGACUGUUUUAGUGGAGUCGCAGAUUCGACAAAGUCGCGUUAAAUUUGAAACUGUCGAGUUCAGUUGAUUCAGACGGCUCACCUAAAAGCAGUUACCUCUCGAAUUAAAUUAGGCACAUGUGAAAAUCCACGAUUGAGCUGGGUAAUGAUAACAGUGUCCAGUAUUACUAAAAAUACCGGUAGACACGCUAUGAUACAUAACGCAUUCUUAUAUUCCUUAGUAUUCCAGUAAGCUAUAUGUACCACAAACGCAAAAAAAGAGAUUAAAAAAAAAAAGAAAAAAAGAAGGUUUCAAAAAAUUUGCUUCAAGGAGAUUCCAACUCGGACCCUCAAAAUCAGUUAGAACUAAAACUUAAUGCCUCUAUCCCGUGAACCACCUCGGUAAACGCUGACGAUUUGAGUUUAAAAGAGGUAUAUGUACAUAUUCCUUCUCUAUGGUGAUUGACAGUUUUCAAGAAUGACUGCUUCGGGUUUUUUUAAUUUCCGUGUAGGAUUAAGGUCUCGGUAAAGGAAAACGAGGUGCCUACAGAAAAAAAUUCUAGUCGCGCGAGUAUUUUCGCUACAAAGACAAGUUAUAUAUCAAAUUAAAGCUAAAACACUAAAUUACCUUAUAAAAGAUUUUAUUUCAUCGAAUUCCAAAAGGCGCUUAAGUUUUUUUGCUCUUGAACUCAGAGGUAUCGAGUUUACUGCUGAAGCUCCAGCCCUUUCGAGUUGUUAAAUAUUCACUUCCUUUUUAUAGCAUCUGAUUGACAGAUAAAAGACCUAAAAAGGGUGUGAGGAAAUAAGCAUAUGUCUCGUAUUAGCGGAAUUAUUGCAUUUCAAACUAAAACGUCGAAUCUCGAGCGCGAUUUACGCAAAGAAACUGACAUAAAAUGAGUUACAAAGGGAAAUCGGAAAAUUCCUCACACACUUUUUGAGUCUAUAUCAUUAUCCAUCAUAUCUGAAAGUUUCAAAGCGAUAGUGGUUGGCAUUCUGUAUCAGCAUAUUUCUGCUCCUCCCUCUUUAUCCACUCUGCUGAAUGGUUGUGCUCUCUAUCGUUCUCCAAGAUGUUACGCCAAAAUGUUUCUGUUGCUUCUUUCUUAGGUGGUUUUUCCUCUUGGCUUUACCAAGGUUUCUGAAUAACUUUUUCCUAUCGUUUGAAAACAUCUGGUUUUGACUGAAUUGUUUACUUCUUUUUACAUAUCUCCUGAUUCUUUGGGCUUUUGCUUGAAUUUUCAUUUCAAGGGAUUCUCCUACUGUUUGCAGUUCUUGAUUUGUUGUUAUUUUGUAUUUCUUUGUUUUUUCUUGGAGAUCUUUUGGCUUUCACCUUUCUGUGCCAUGUCCGUUUGUACCAACAGAUCAGCUCUCAUGAUUUUAAUCUGAUUCUCUAUUCUUGUCCUCCAUUUUGGUUGUUGCCGUUUAUUGCUCUUUGUCUUUGGGAGUUUUGGCGUUUUACCCAUCUUUUCAGAUAUGACAUACGCAGUGACAUAUUGUAACAAAUUGAUGUUAUUGAGGUUGGGUGUCUCUUCCGCUUAUUACCAAUUGAAUUGCUUGGUUUGCUUGUUUGAUCAACAGCUUAGCUUUUCUGUUCACUGAUAUCUUGGGUAGAGGGGGCCUCUCUGCCAUCCUGAUGUUUUCGCAUUCAGCUCUUGCCCUCUUAAUUUCUUUAACUAGGUCUUCGAUCUUACUAUUAUUAUUAUUGUUAUUAUUAUUAUUUUUUUUAUCAUUGUUAUUAUUAUUAUUAUUAUUAUUAUUACUAUUAUUAUUAUUAUUAUUUUUUAUCAUUAUUAUUAUUAUUAUUAUUAUUAUUAUUAUUAUUAUUAUUAUUAUUAUUAUUAUUAUUUUAAGAAGUGAUACCGGUAAAAGUAAAUGAUAAUAAUUUUACACUAUGUAAAGCUUCGAGUUUAAGCCUUAAAAUAAUUUGAUCAAAAAGGGUUAGCUUUUAAGUCUUUCUUCGGUACGUGCCGCAUAUUAGGGACUUUAAGAUAGGUCACUACGGUACGCUGGAACGGUUGGAUGCGUAUACGGGCGGCCUGGGGCCAUGACGGUAAGAAGUCGCCAAAAUUUUCAAUUUAAGAUCGGACAACAAAACAGAGGACGGUGAAGUCAUGUGCGAAACGUGCUUGUCAUUUCUUUCGCAGAAGGCUCAAUUACUGAAGAAGAGCUUCUUAUUUAAUACGAAGAAUACCAAUCAGAAGAAUAAGGGUACAAAUUAAAGCUAGCUAGCUAGUUUUCAAAACUAUAGUCGAUGUUUUUAUUUGAACUUUCCUUUCCUAAGCCAACACCUUUUGAGUUAAAGAAAUCUUUUCUUGAUAAAAAAUGCAGUUUUAAGUUAUAAAAAGACGGCUACAAUCAUCACUGUUAGGCCCAGUUGAAACGUCGAACUUCUCAUGUGCCGAAACUAAAGCACAAAUUACUAAAAUUUAUUUUCACUUGUUUAAAGCAUUCUAGACCAUUGAACAUCGUGAAAAUGAAUCUAGUUCGACUACACUUUAAGUUCGACGUCUGAGUCAACCUCGAACCAUUUGGGUCGACCUAAACAGGUGUUAAGUUCGGUACAUGAAAAGAUGAACGUUUGAACUGGGCCUUACCUUUCUUUUCUCUGCCAUGGCGGACGACACUGGGUAGGAAACAAGCAGUCGCCAUGCGGCCGCGAGCUAAGUUAUGAAUGAACUCAGACAUUUUCGCUUUUUUUUUCAUUUCACCGAUAGGUAAAUCAAUGUAAACACAAGCCAACGCGUAUUUAACCCAGUGGCUACGCAGUUUUAGAAGAAAAGUGACAAUAAGUAUGCAUGAACUCUUAUCGGUUUCACCGUUGUCUUCACGACGAGAAACCCGACGAAAACAUACCGUCCCGGAAGGACGACGGUAAAAGGUCACGCGUUUUUUGCGUGACGUGACAUCUAUCUAACCGUCCCAGGCGACCGUAGUGACCUAUCUUAAAGUCCCUAUUUGUUCGACGAGGUCACGGUUCGAGGUUGUCCGCUAUAGUGAGAAGUGAUUCCAUUUGCUUUUAUUGAAAUGGAUGGAUGAAAAUUGAUCGCUCUUUUUGAUAUACAAAUCAUGUGAAAGAGAAAGUAAAACCAACUAUUACAGCUGAUUCUUAAGUCGCGGCACAAGCCGAUUUAUAAAAUGGAUUUAUAAAGAGAGAUACGAAUUGCUCUUACUGAAAAGAAUACAACAACUUAAUAACAGCCUGCAAACCAAAAAGCUGAAACUUAUGUCAUGUUAGGCCCCUUUCAAACGUGGAAUUUCUUAUGAGUGCCGAGCACCUAUUUUAGUCAAUGAAAGUAAUUAAAUACGGCAGUUGAUUCAGACGUCGGAUAUGAUGGUGCCGAAUUUAACUCCGUUUGUUGUAAAUAUUCCCAGUCUCUAAAAACAUUUGUUAUCCAAUGUUGAUAAGGGUUUCUAUAGUUAAUGCAUUAUAUUCAGCACAUGUGAAAUGCGACUUCUAAAUCAAAUGUUGAACCUAAGUCGAAUUUUCGACUGUUUUAGUGGAGUCGCAGAUUCGACAAAGUCGCGUUAAAUUUGAAACUGUCGAGUUCAGUUGAUUCAGACGGCUCACCUAAAAGCAGUUACCUCUCGAAUUAAAUUAGGCACAUGUGAAAAUCCACGAUUGAGCUGGGUAAUGAUAACAGUGUCCAGUAUUACUAAAAAUACCGGUAGACACGCUAUGAUACAUAACGCAUUCUUAUAUUCCUUAGUAUUCCAGUAAGCUAUAUGUACCACAAACGCAAAAAAAGAGAUUAAAAAAAAAAAGAAAAAAAGAAGGUUUCAAAAAAUUUGCUUCAAGGAGAUUCCAACUCGGACCCUCAAAAUCAGUUAGAACUAAAACUUAAUGCCUCUAUCCCGUGAACCACCUCGGUAAACGCUGACGAUUUGAGUUUAAAAGAGGUAUAUGUACAUAUUCCUUCUCUAUGGUGAUUGACAGUUUUCAAGAAUGACUGCUUCGGGUUUUUUUAAUUUCCGUGUAGGAUUAAGGUCUCGGUAAAGGAAAACGAGGUGCCUACAGAAAAAAAUUCUAGUCGCGCGAGUAUUUUCGCUACAAAGACAAGUUAUAUAUCAAAUUAAAGCUAAAACACUAAAUUACCUUAUAAAAGAUUUUAUUUCAUCGAAUUCCAAAAGGCGCUUAAGUUUUUUUGCUCUUGAACUCAGAGGUAUCGAGUUUACUGCUGAAGCUCCAGCCCUUUCGAGUUGUUAAAUAUUCACUUCCUUUUUAUAGCAUCUGAUUGACAGAUAAAAGACCUAAAAAGGGUGUGAGGAAAUAAGCAUAUGUCUCGUAUUAGCGGAAUUAUUGCAUUUCAAACUAAAACGUCGAAUCUCGAGCGCGAUUUACGCAAAGAAACUGACAUAAAAUGAGUUACAAAGGGAAAUCGGAAAAUUCCUCACACACUUUUUGAGUCUAUAUCAUUAUCCAUCAUAUCUGAAAGUUUCAAAGCGAUAGAUUAAAACCUGUCCCGACUGGAGGUCGGAGAAUUUUGAUUUUUGCGUCUAAAAUAGAGUGAGUGUCACGCAAUAGACAGGGGCUGUCAAUCACUUUUCGCGCGCAACUUAUGGCAGGAAACAGAAAAGGCUCAUUUUAGAAGGGUUAAAAAGCACUUUCUGAUUUACUUUUCUGCCAAAAUAAAAUUUAGGACCCACUCAUGCCAAAAAUAAAAAAAACAAAACAAAAGAAAAUCGAGCAAUGUACUAAAAUUUUCAUUUACCGAGACCUUAAAUCUUUAACUGAUCGAAGUUAGACCUAAAGCUCACAAUAAACCUAUUAAGAGACUCUUUCAGGCUUAGUCCAUGCCAGGGGAACGUUUAAGAAAUUUAUGAAAAAUCGAUCGCGCGACUAGCGACUGAACCGUACGACCGUACGAUUCUCUCCCUGAUCGUAAGGUGUCUUUUCAUCGGUCGGGGAAAACGUUUACACAACAUUCUUCAUCUUUAUGUCCAUUGGUUUAGGUAAGGGUAGUAAACCAUUCGGCUUUUAGGGUUAGAAGAGCUGCUACAUGACCUCUCUCCCUGGAAUGAAGAAAAACAUUAUGUCCGCCAAAUUCAUCCUUUUAGUUUUUAAAUUUCUCCUUUAUUAACAAACGUUGAACAUUUAUGACAAAAAAGGUACUUUAAAAACCAACUGAAACAUUCAAAACGAAGGAGAAGUAUAAAAUUAACACAAACUUUCUCUACUAUAUUGGCUUGUGUAACGCAAUACCAAAGUAUUGGAGGAAAAUCUUUAGAGGUGAUAACGAAAAUGAUAUGGUAGUUUCGGAUUAGUCAGUUCAGCCAUUUAAGAACUCACCUCCCACUUGCCGGCAAGUACGCGCGUUUCAUGUAUCCAAAUCUUUCCAAAAACCUACAUCCGAAGUUCGUCUUGUUGAGGCUGGCUUCACAGAUCAGACAAUUGCGGCGUUAUACGUUCUCCCAUUCAAGCUCACAAAAAGCAUAAAGCUUUCUAUGUUUCAGUUUAAAAUAAACCAUCACAUCCUGUACACUCGCGACAAACUUUUCAAGGUCAAAAUUACUGACAGUGACUCCUGUCAUGUGUGUGAAUCGAAGCAGACCCUAAAGCAUCUUUUUGUAGAAUGCCAGCAUGUCCACUCCUUCUGGAACCUUUUUACCUCUUGGUGGAACGAGAAUAAUUCCCUCUCAGUGUCCUUGACCAAUAACGAUAAGAUUUACGGAUAUCUCCCUGAGAAUCGAUCCCUCCAUACGUUUAAUCUUUGCCUGAUAGUCGCUCGGUUUUAUAUCUACACCGCAGCCAAAGAAAGCGAACCAUCUAGUUUCUUAGCCUUUAAGAGUGAAUGUCGGUAAAAAUCAAACAAAAAUCGACAAUUCGUGUCAACAGUCAAAAAAUCGAUUCGGCUCAUUUUUUGUCCAGGGAAAGGCUAAGAUACUACCUUCAGUAAAGUGGAACUAGUUUUUUGAAAUACCCUUUUCUUUUGAAACAAACCGUUAAAAAUAUUUUUCGCCGUAUUUGGCUAUGCGCCAGCUCAAAAUUUUACUAUGUUCAAAAUACUCGUGUUCGAUCGAUCAAAAACAUAGCAGCCAGUCUUCUUUUGCUAUAAGUAUUCAGUAGGGGCCUUGUUUUAUUAAAAUAUAUGAAUAGUUUUCGUCUCAUUUGAAUGAACAUUUGGCAGCCCUUCAAGAGAUACUUGUCUGAGAUCUGUGAUCAACCAACACUGAGGUAAAACAGAUGCAAUAGCAGUGCAACAUGAUGUAGAUUAUUCAGUUUGCAAAGACGAUAGAAAAUGUAAAAACAAAGAAGAUAGAAAAAUGGUUAAAAACUGUGAUAAAGAAUUUAUUAAAAAUUUAGCUUACUCCGAAAUCGAAUUUUCAGUGGCUGUAAAACAGUACAACAAAAUCGAGAAAAAAACAAUAUCAAUAUAAACGUAUUUGGUUUUGAAGAUAAACAGCCAUAACCCAUCUAUGUAUCCAAAGAAAAGUUUGAACAUAAUAUGAACCUUCUGCUGAUAACAGAGGAUGGAAAAAAACAUUAUGUACUUUAACUUUAACAAGUUCAUGUACAACCAAACAAAACAUCCACAUAGGAAACAUUUCUGUAUGUAUCGCCUACAAUGUUUUAAUAGUGAGGAUGUACUAAAAAAUCACAAGACUAACUGUAUGGUCAUUAAUGGUCAACAAGCCAUAAACGUUCCUGAGAAAGAUAAUAACAUCUUGAAAGUCACCAACUUUCAUAAGCAGAUGCCUGUACCAUUUGUAAUCUUUGCUGAUUUUCAGGCUAUUACAGAAAAAGUACAAGGAUGUGAACCAAACAUUAAUAAAUCAUAUACUGAAACAUAUCAAAACCAUAAAGACUGUGGGUAUGGAUAUAAGGUUAUUUGUUGUUAUGAUAAUAAAUAUACCAAACCAGCUCAAAUUUAUAGGGGAGAAAAUGCUAUAUACAAAUUCAUGGAGAAGAUGUUAGAAGAAGUGCAAUGGUGCCGAAAAAUGACCAAAAAAACAUUUCAAUAAACCAGUGAGAAUGACAAAAAAGGAUCAACAAGAUUUUGAAGAAGCUGACAAAUGUCAUAUUUGUAAUAAAAAAUAUUCUGAGAAAGAUAUUCGUGUCAGAGGCCCUUGUCAUAUAACUGGAAAAUACAGAGGAUCUGCUCAUCAAGAUUGUAAUAUGAAUUUCAAGCUGGCUGACAAGAUUCCAGUUAUUUUUCGUCAUUUGAGAGCCUAUAAUAGCCAUUUUAUUAUGCAAGAGAUUGGCCAAAUAGCAAAAAAGCACACCUAUAAAAAUAAAAAAAGGUGAAGAACAAAAGAUGACCAUAAAUGUCAUCCCUAAUAAUAUGGAAAAAUACAUGGCCUUCAUGUUGGGUAAACAUUUGGUGUUCCUUGAUAGUUUCCAAUUCAUGAGCUCUAGUCUUGAUAAGCUAGUAAGCGAUCUACCCGAUAAAGCAUUUAAAUACAUAUCAGAAGCCUUUAAAAAUGAACAAUUCAAGCUUAUGAAACAGAAAGGUGUUUAUCCAUAUGAUUAUUUGAGCAGUUUUGAUAAAUUUAAUGAAAAACAACUACCAAAAAAAGGUUUUUACAGCAUAUUAAAUAAUGAACACAUUUCAGAUAAAGACUUCACCCAUGAUAAAAAUGUCUCAAGAACCUUCAACCUUAAAUCAAAGGGUGAAUACCAUGAUUUACAUCUAAAGUCAGAUAUCCUUUUACUUCCUGAUGGCACCAUUGGGCUAAGUUGUACAGUGAGGUGUUGGACAAACACGCUCCAAUAAAGAAAAAACGGGUCAGAUGUGAUCAGUUGCCCUGGAUAACUCUACAAAUUCAACGCGAAAUUUCGCGUCGUAAUCGAUUGUUUAAGAAACAUGCAAAGAACCCAACAAAGACCUUUUGGGAGGAGUUUAAGAAAAAGAGAAACAAGGUCACAUCCCUGAAACGAAAAGGGUUGUAGACGUUUUGCAUGGAGGCAUCGACAAACACUAAACAUCAUGGUGAGUUUGGAAUAAAUUGAGAUCAUUUUUGCCAAGCAAAGGAAAGAAGCAAUCAAAGAUUCUUCUGAUUGAUAACGAGCGUAUAAUUACUGAUUUAUUGUCUGUGGAUGAAACGUUCAACAACUACUUCUGUGAGGUAGCUAGGAGUGGCAGAGACUGUAAGGAAAUGGUUGAGUUUGUUGAUCAUCCUUGUGUUAAAGCCAUCGCUGAGAAAACUCGAGAUACUUGUUUUAACCUUGUCCCAGUUGAUGUCAGCUACAUAAGGAAAUUUUGGACACUCUGGGCUGUUGGUUGCGAUAAAAUAUCUCAGAGGUUGCUACGUUUAUCCUCACCUGUUAUUGCUGAACCGAUUACCAGUUUGAUCAAUUACUUUAUUACUAAUCGACAAUGGCCGAUAGUUUGGAAAAGUAGCGAUGUUGUUCCGGUAUUUAAGAACGAAAGUGCGACGGAUAAGACCUGCUAUCGACCAGUUUCUGUUCUGACUGCCUUUUCGAAAUUAUAUGAGAAGGUGUUGUUCGAUCAAAUUUAUGAAGCCUUUUACUGGAGGCUCUCACCGAAUCUGUUAGGCUUUCUCAAGGGUCAUUCGUGUUGUACGGCGCUAUUGAAAUUAACUGAAGAUUGGAGAGCCUGUCUAGACAGAAAAGAAGCCGUUGCAGUAGUGGCUAACGACCUAAGUAAAGCAUUUGACUCUAUUUGCCAGCCAUUUCUGCUAGCUAAAUUGAAGGCAUAUGGUUUCACGUAUGAUGCGCUGAAAAUUAUGACCGCUUAUCUUAUUGGACGGAGACAGAGGGUUAAACGUGAUGGUGUACAUUCUACGUGGAGAACCAUAAAAACUCGUGUACCACAGGGGUCGCUGUUAGGUCCACUAUUGUUUAAUACGUAUGUUAAUGAUCUCAAUUAUUUUAUUACUAAUACGUUUCAAGGCUGGAUCUACCUCCCCUUAAUCUGGAGUUUAUGAAUCGAUCCUUUACAUUUUUAGCCAGCAAACUUUGGGAUGCGUUACCUCCAAAAGUCAGCGAAUCACAAGACAUUGUGUCAUUUAAGCGAUCUCUUAAAGCUCACAUGGCUUAGGGUGCAGUGCUUGUAAAUUUUGUAAAUAGCUUUAGUUUUAGAUUCUGCUUUUAGCCAUUUUGUAGAUCUAUUUAUAGUUAUUAUUUAACAGUAUUAAUGUAUUGGUUACUAGCAUAUAUAUAAAUCUUUAAUUUUUUAAUUUGUAUACACGCACACGUUUUAACGAGAACUUUAGUGCUCCUGGGUGUUACGUGUUUAAAUAAAGGAUUUGAUCUGAUUUGAUUUGAUGUUUUCGAAAAUUUUAGAUAAACUUGUCUGCAAUACUGUGAAUUAGAUCCAUGCCAUUAUUUCGCUUCACCUGGUUCGAGUUGGGAUGCUACGUUAAAAAUGACUGAUAUCGAACUGGAACUUAUUAUGACAUUCGUAUGUUUCAAUUUAUUGAGAAAGGUAUCUGUGGUGGAAUAAGUUAUAUGGCCAAUCGUUAUGGUUAGGCAAACAAUAAGUAAAUGAAAAAUUAUAAUGAGAAGGCGCCCUCAAAGUAUAUCACGUAUCUUGACGCUAACAAUCUUUAUGGUUGCGCUAUGAGUCGGUAUUUACCAACUGGUGGUUUUAGAUGGCUUACAGAAAAAGAUUUAGAUAAAAUAGAUUUAGCUAAAUACACUGAGGAUAGUGAAAAGGCUUUGCUAUUAGAGGUUGAUCUUGAAUAUCCUCAGCCAUUGCAUGACCUACAUAAUGACUACCCAUUAGCAGCUGAAAAAAUUAGUGUUUCCAAAUAUAUGCUGUCAAAUUAUUGUGAAAUUAUAAGAAAAAAAUACAGUAUUACUAUUGGACAAGUUAAAAAACUAAUUCCAACAUUGAGUAAUAGAGACAAGUAUGUCCUUUGUUACAGGAUUGAAAGUUAAAAAAAGGUGCAGUGUGUAUUAGGAUCUGAGCAGUCACCUUGGUUAAAACAAUAUGUCGAUUCCAAUACAAAGAAGAGAACUAAAUAAUGCUAAAAAUGCUUUUCAGAAGGACUUUUUUCAACUGAUGAACAACUCAGUUUUUGGCAAGACAAUGGAGAACAUUCGUAAAAGAGUAGAUGUGAGACCUUGUAACAAGCAAAGAAAAACUACUAAAAUUUGCUUCAAAACCGACUUAUGUAAGCAGUAAAAUUAUGGUGGAUGUGCAUAAGAUUAAAGAAAAAAUUACCCUCAAAACGCCGGCAUAUGUAGGAAUGUGUAUUCUUGAUCUUCGUAAGACACCAAUGUGUGAUUUUUGUCAUUAUCUAGCUUAGAUGACAAACGCUACAUUCAUAAGAAUAAUAUAUCAAGCUACACUUAUGCAUCAGUCAAUUCAACCUGCGCCCAGCCCCCCGCCCCCCUGGGCUACUGCGGGGCAUUUGCCUGCCUUGUCAGUCCCGGGGAUUGGGCAUUUGCAAAUUUGGCACUGCCCGGGGGCCGGCAAUUUGCCAACCCUCGGGCCAUUCCUGAGCUUUUGACACGCACGCGGUUUCCUAUCAGAAUAUAACUACACAGGUUUUUCUGCAAAAAAGCAGAUUGGGGAAUCCGUCAAGGACAGGAAUAAGUUGUAGAGGGUUGUAAAGGCAUGUUCUCGAUUUUGCAUGUAUGUAUGCAUUUCUUCAUUGCUUAUCAAGCCAGAAUUACGUAGCGAAAUUGGAGCUAUCGAUGUGAAUCAACGUUUUUUGGUCAUUGAAUCAAAUUUCUAUUGAUAUUAUUUGAAGAACAUCCUUUCGUAUUUAUAAAACUAUUCAUAAAAUAUAACUUUACAGCGCUCUAUUAAUUUUAAUGUCAGUAAUCUUAUAUCAGUACUAAAACCAUAAACUGGUGCAUGUCGUCGCGGCGUGAAGUCUUAAUUAGAAUCCUAGCGCAAUUACAAAGGAAGACGUUUAUUGAAACAAAAAAUCGCACAUUAAAAUGCUUAAAAUGGCACUAUUUGACUGUGCGAUCAAGGAAAAAUGUUGCAGUGUUGACGGAGGGCGGGCAUUUGCCUUCUUUUUUCGUCCCCACCCCGGGGGAUUUGACAGCUCAAGAGUCUCCAUCCCCGGGAAUCUGCCAUCCAAGGCAAAAAAACUGCUAAUGCCCGGGGGUCAGCCCGGGGGAGCUGGGCGCAGGUGGAACUGUACAAUAUAAAACAAACACUCUUCCACUUUUUCAUAUCAACUUUCUUUACUUUAAAAACAUAUCGGUAUCUAUUAUGUAGAGAAGAUACAGCAAUUCAAUUUCAAAAACUUACACAAUAUAUUCUAUUAUUAUAUAACUAAAUUCUCAGAACAAUAUGAGUUUUACUGAAAAAGUUCAUAAUUGUGAGGUAAAAAUGUGAAGUUUUUGAUUGGUUGAGAGAAAUUGUGCAACUAAUGACUCAUAGGGAAAAGUCCCCUCUAUAUUACAUCACUUCCUGUUUUGCCGAGAAUGUUACGCAAUGGUGAUUUUUCCUGUUUUAUUAUGCUUUAGAAUAAUAUAUAGUUUUCCAAAAUAUUUACCAUUAUGAGGAAAAGUAGUGUACAGUAGGCGUGCUACGAGAUCAACUGUUCUGGUAGCGCCAACUCUAUACUACUAAUCGUUUAAAAAACCAAUACAAACCGAUACGUUCUUUUAGAAUUUUAGCGGGGAACAAACUUUCUUCUCUGGAGGAUAAACUUCUUUGGAAUAAUGGCAAACUAGAGCAGUUGUAAGUACAGACUAUAAUCAUUCAAUGCAAAUUUUUCUUCCAUUUCAUUAGCCGAAAGCCCACCACGUGACCGGAAAUAACUGCCUGCAAAUAAUAGUCUGCUCAUGCGCAAUAUCGUCCAUCUGUGUUUGGCUGCAAAUAAUAUUCUGCUCAUCCUUCUUGCGAUCUUUCUUGCGUGAAAAAAAGCAGAUCGCUUCGUUUCCCGAAGAUAUUCAUUAAAAAAAAAAAGACUUGGAGAUCGAAUGAUAAAACAAUUAUUAAACUCGGUUAUCGCAAAAUACCGUGAUUUGUCAGUGUCUCGCAGAUUAAUUAUUUGCUUUGGCUGCAAAUAAUAUUCUGCUCAUCCUUCUUGCGAUCUUUCUUGCGUGAAAAAAAGCAGAUCGCUUCGUUUCCCGAAGAUAUUCAUUAAAAAAAAAAGACUUGGAGAUCGAAUGAUAAAACAAUUAUUAAACUCGGUUAUCGCAAAAUACCGUGAUUUGUCAGUGUCUCGCAGAUUAAUUAUUUGCCUCAGCCUUCGGCUUUGGCAAAUGAUUGAUCUGCUCGCCACUGAAAAAUCACGAUAUUUUGCUCAACCUCGUCCAAUAAUUGUUAAUUGUUGUAGAAAGAAGCGCAGACCAUUUCAGUCUUAUUAAUUUAUUUGUUUCGAAGAAAAUACUUUUUUUGUCGUUUGUUGUGCCAAAUCUCAGGGAUCUAGGAAGCAACCAGCUAGAGAUAAUUGGUGCCAGGUUCUUCAGAAAUCUCACUUCAGUCAAGUACCUGUAAGUAUAUCAAGAUUAAGCAGAGAUGUCUCAAAUCUAGUUCUCAGAAGCUGAAAUUCUAACAAGCACAUACGAAAUAACCUAUCAUGAUCGUAGACCCUGAGGAGCAGCCAGCUGGGUCGACAGCUGAGGGAACUUUCGUCGCGCUGUUUCUGCCGACCCGACUGAGGGGGAUGAAGUGCUUUUCGUCUCCGAUUUGAUUUACUAACAUCACUAAAGCAAUCAAUGCAUCCAAUGCUUAAGCCGGAAUAAAAUAAUGAUAAUUAUCAUAAAAUCGUAAUCGUGAUCAUAAUCAUAAUCUUAAUCUUAAUGGUAAUCGUAAUCGUAAUCAUUAUCAUUACCAUUAUCAUAUUUACAAUCAUUAUCGGAAUCAUGAUCAUAAUCUUUAUAACAUGGUGUAUGGAGAUAAAUAUGCAGGUUUGAGAACACCAAAAGGAGUGCCAAAGAAGCACGAGCCACAAGCUUAAGCUCUCCGAAAAAGCUCAUUGAAAUUGCUAAUUUUACUAUUAGGAUUAACCAACCCUCACUGUUUGAAUCAAAAGCUUUUGAUUAAUACAUUUUUUUUCCUUAUAUAACGUAGCGUACUAGCAGAUAAUCAAUUGACUGAAAUCUCUGAUGGAAUCGGAACUAUGACCAGUCUACUGAUAUUGUAAGUUGGGUAACAUAUCUUCAUCGCACAGAUACGUAUAUGUCAUGGUCUACUGAGUAAUAUAAUAUGGUUGUAUCUUCUUGAGUGAAUGGAACAUAUCUGUUUUCUUAACAGUUACAGUCAAUUCUCUCUUAACGGACACCUCGAUCAAGAAGGACACCUUGCUAAAACAGACACCUAGAGUUGGUUCCUCCCCUUUUGAUUCCCUCUUGUUGACUCUAUCAAACGAGUGUCUCUCUGAGACGGGCACUUGGUGACGGUCCCAAAGAUGUCCGUCUUAGAGAGAUUUGACUGCAUACACAAACUUGAGUCUCAUCUUCUUAAGACGGGUGUUUAACAUUUGAGAUCUAAGCAAUUGUCAACAAGUGAAAUCCGGUGUUUCCUAUAUGGGCCUUGUUUCGUGAGCGAAGAAGAUUGUAAGGAUGCGUUAUCUGAUUGAAUUACGAGCUGUGAACAAAGGGACUUUGAGCUGGAUAAAGUGCAACCCAAACAGGUUUUUGAUACAGUAGGCUGAUCUUGGAGUAGGUUUCAUCUGAUCACUUUGGAAAACACUGCCUUGCUAAACUCCAUUACAAUUUAUUUAAGGGAUCUCUCCAGGAACAACAUACAACGUAUCCCAGUAACACCACUGAACCGCUUGAGGAAACUCAAGGUUCUGUAAGUAGAAUUCCUUAGUCUGUAACUUAAAACUGUAAAAGAUAAUCAUAACGAUUUAUGUGAUGGCAAGGUCAGCAAGUUAAAAAGUGUGAAAUUUACGCGCCCUUGCAAAUAAAAUAAAGAUAACUGAUGUGAGAAAGGUCGCGCAUGAACAUUAAAGCUGAACCGCUCAACUUUUACGUUUACGCGCGAUGCUUCAUACAUUGCCUCUACUUUUUUGCGCGGGCUUAUACAAUUUAUGUGCUUAGGCACGUACAAAUUACGCGAGAGUGGAAGUCCACCUUUGGGGUGCCAGGCUAUAUCAGUAGUAUGAAGCGACUUACCAUCUGUCCUAGGCCUUUCAAGAUAUUAAACAGCAGCGUAAAACCAUAAAAUACAUACGGUAUCUAUUCAUAAGACUUUAAGGUAAAAGAUCGUGUUGUGCUAUAAUUUAUACUUUUUAUUGUUAUUCUUUCAGAGCAUUAUAUCAGAAUUUAAUCGACUCAAUAACAAGUGAAACGUUUGCCAACCUUACUGAACUCGAGUUUUUGUAAGUUGAAACAACCAAGAAUGAUUUCUGUUCGCGUGGAGGACAUUUAUUAGAAUUUAUCAAUUAUCAUGGUUCUAUAUGUUAUAUUCUUGUACUAUUUAAUUUGUCACCAGAUGGUUAAAAUAAGUAAGGUAAAUUUGUAGUUCGUGACACGCGCCAUGAUCAUGAUUCUGAUCCUGGAAGAAGCUGAUUACUGAAAUAAAUAUUUUCCGAUCGGUGUCAGUGAACGUUUGCACCUCUUAUAGGUGAAAAACCGACAAAAACAACUUUAGUUGGAUUUUUUGCUGCUUUUAACCGUUCCCCUUGUAGUGAUAUCCCAGUUCUACAUUUAUACACCGCCCUCUUUUCCAUAACUAGUUUUAUGAUAAAGUUCAGAAAAAACGCGCGCCUUGAGUAGUUAAAAAAGCGUGCUUUACCAGAGCACAUAUGUAUAAAACACGGCGCUAUGUGUCUCGGCAUCUGCCAAUAGUUUGUUUUGAAAGUUAGAAAGAAAUGUGUGGGAUUUAACCGAAUUCUUUGUCAUUAAAAAAAUGAAAAAGCCUUGAAUAUGCCCUGUUUUGGUGUAAAGCACUUAGGAAGCAGCUAGAGCACUCAUGAAGUAGGGAGAAAGGGUCGACUGCGUCUCUUGUUUCCCCUUAUGCUUCUUUCGUUCUCUAGCGGCUUCCUCUGUGCUUUACAAUAGAACAGAACACAGUCAAGGCUUCUUUGUUUGUUAAAUAGGAAAUUAUUGACAGCAUUAAAAGCUAAUUAGCAUCUCCCUAGGUACAAAAUGUAACUUUUAUUAUUAGUGAAGUGUACGCACAUAGAGAGAAACUACUCACAUUAAGAUACUAAUCGUUACAGUCAUCACGACGUUCACCGUGAGCAGUAAACAUUUACACUUAUCUAACACCUAACGUGACAUUCAUGAUACAGGGAUUUCGUUGUUCUAUCUGCUCCAUUACAUUAGUAUAACAACAUUUGUACUUCUCAAUUUUGCAGACUGCUUAAUGACAACCGUCUCACCAAGAUUCCAGACGAAGCUUUCUUAAAUCUUAAAAUCUUGGGACUGCUGUAAGUUCUUUUGUAAUCAUUGAUUUUAGCUAACAAUGUGAUCCUCCCUUUUGCUAUUCUCAUACACGUUUCGUACUUCUUGGUUUUUCUCACAGCAUGCUUUCCGAUAAUAAAAUUCAAGAUGUUGGAUCCAAG
Porites evermanni is the source of this 34868-nucleotide messenger RNA. Lineage: Eukaryota; Metazoa; Cnidaria; Anthozoa; Scleractinia; Poritidae. The record is from the annotation of a GenBank genome assembly.